Messenger RNA from Cladophialophora yegresii CBS 114405, 771 nucleotides. RefSeq lists its product as uncharacterized. Bases 1 to 771 code for a protein of 256 amino acids. The transcript is spliced from 2 exons. NCBI's taxonomy places the organism in Eukaryota, Fungi, Ascomycota, Eurotiomycetes, Chaetothyriales, Herpotrichiellaceae. Gene Ontology annotation, biological process: peptidyl-lysine dimethylation. Gene Ontology annotation, molecular function: protein-lysine N-methyltransferase activity. The record is from RefSeq and is a predicted model, not a curated record.
AUGGCUCACAGUGACGACGAUGAAGCUUCGGCAUCUCUCGACAUCUUCCGGGAACCUGCAGACUUUUUCCAGCCUGAGAAGCCACCAACCUUCGUCAGCUAUACCCUUCAGGAUGGAAAUGAGCUCAGGCUGAGGCUUGUUGGGCACAGUCCUCUUUGGGGUCACCUUCUUUGGAACGCUGGUCAAGUUGUUGCCACGUAUCUCGAGGACCAUGCUCGGCAGCUCGUGCAGAACAAAAGUAUUCUUGAGCUUGGGGCUGGCUCAGGUCUUCCUAGCUUGGUUGCUGCUCUCUUGGGCGCUCGAAAAGUAGUGGUGACAGACUACCCUGACCAGGAACUCGUAGACAAUCUCCGUUAUAAUAUUGAGCAUUGCUCGACACUGAACAACAAGUCCACAAUUGUAGCGGAGGGCUACCUGUGGGGAAGCGCGCCGGACUCCUUGAAAUCUCAUAUUAAUCCUGGUCCAGAAGGUUUCGACCUCCUUAUUCUUGCCGAUAUUCUCUUCAACCAUUCAGAGCAUACAAAACUGCUCCGGACAGUACGUGAAUGCUUGAAGAGAUCUUCAGAGUCGGUUGCUUUGGUCUUUUUCACACCGUACCGACCAUGGCUGCUGGAUAAAGACCUCGAUUUCUUUGAGCUCGCGCGCAAGGAUGGGUUUGUGGUCAAGAAGCUUUCGGAACAAAUCAUGGACAAGGUCAUGUUUGAGAACGACCCUGGAGACGAGCUUCUUCGCAGGACUGUCUUUGGCUACCAGAUGGAAUGGCAACUUUGA